CAAUUCGUCGUGAUAUUGAGCCACACUUUGCGAAGCCGUCAAAAAAGUGUGGCAGUGUUUUGAAACGUGAAAUAGUUUUGAGAAUUUGUUUAUUUGUACAAUUUAUGGCCGCAAAAAUAAUCAUGCCUGAACCACCGUCCUCAGCCAGCUCGGACAGCGAUGUAGAAGAAACUCAGGCCGAUUUUUCCGAAGUAUUUCCCGAUUGCGAGAUCGAGGAGGAAAAAAGCGGUGAUUUCUACAACACGCCAGCAUCACCCAUCACUGUCCCAUAUUGUCCUCGACCACCAUCCACAGUAGGCUCCCAGAAGUCUCCCAGGUCAAGGAGACAAAGGACCACCUCCUUAAAUCAGCAAUCUAAGAAAACAGCAGCAGAAUCAAUGAUCAGGACACAGCACAGGACUAUUUACACAGCUGGAAGACCUCCUUGGUACAACAGUGAAGGCCAAAAAGUUGUGCCAUUUAUCAUAGGUAUUUGUGGGGGUAGCGCUUCGGGCAAGACCACCGUCGCGGAAAAGAUAAUCGAAGCUCUGGGAGUGCCAUGGGUGACACUCCUCAGCAUGGACUCCUUCUACAAAGUGCUCAACGAGGAGCAACACGAGGUGGCCCACCGCAACGAAUACAACUUCGACCAUCCGGACGCGUUCGAUUUCGAUCUACUGGUAACCACCUUGCAACGUUUAAAGGAGGGUCGGAAGGUGGAAGUGCCCAUCUACAAUUUCAUGACACACUCCAGAGAGAGUCGCACAAAAACCAUGUACGGAGCGAACGUGAUCAUUUUCGAGGGAAUCCUCACGUUCCACCACCACAAGGUGCUCGAAAUGUUAGACAUGAAAAUUUUCGUGGAUACGGACGCUGACGUGAGACUGGCAAGAAGACUUAAGAGGGACAUCAGCCAACGCGGUCGCGACUUGGAGGGCGUGCUGAAACAGUACACGGGCAUGGUGCAGCCCUCGUUUAACCAUUACAUCGCACCGCUGAUGGUGCAUGCCGACAUCAUAGUUCCUAGGGGCGGCGAAAACGAGGUCGCCAUCCAGCUGAUCGUGCAACACGUGCACACUCAACUCCAACUCCGUGGAUUGAAGUUGCGCGAAGAGCUGCUCCAACAAACGUACAACGGCCAGGCUAGGCCGGACACGGUGAAGCUGUUACCUACCACGCCGCAAAUCAGGGGACUGCACACGUUUAUCAGAAACAAAGACACCCCAAGGGACGAGUUCAUAUUUUACAGCAACCGUUUGAUAAGACUGGUCAUCGAGUACACGCUCUCGUUGAUGUCGUUCAACGAAAAACUUAUCGAUACGCCCCAGGGCGUUCCGUACAACGGGAAGAGGAUGGCGACCAAUAAGAUAUGCGGUGUGUCGAUUUUGAGGGCGGGUGAAACGAUGGAGCAGGCCGUUUGUGACGUCUGCAAAGAUAUAAGAAUUGGCAAGAUUCUUAUUCAAACUAAUCUCCAGACUGGAGAACCAGAGCUGUAUUAUUUACGUUUACCAAAGGAUAUAAAAGACUACAAAGUGAUUCUGAUGGAUGCUACUGUUGCAACCGGUGCUGCAGCGAUGAUGGCGAUUAGAGUACUCCUCGAUCACGAUGUGGCCGAGAGUAACAUUUUAAUAGUCUCAUUGUUGAUGGCCGAACUUGGUGUUCACUCGAUAGCAUACGCUUUUCCUAAAGUACAAAUUGUAACAACGGCAAUAGAUCCUGAAAUAAAUGAUAAAUUUUACGUUUUACCUGGGAUAGGUAAUUUUGGAGACAGGUAUUUUGGUACGGAACCUUCUGAAGAAUGUUAGUUGUGAUUUUGCUUGUAAGUUUAUGUACUUAAAACAGGUUCUUUAUACUUAACUCCAGUGAUACAAAUGUACAUAACAAAGCUUAAUAAAUUAUUUAUUACAGUUUAUAUAA
Messenger RNA from Aethina tumida (small hive beetle), 1896 nucleotides. RefSeq names its product uridine-cytidine kinase-like 1. Gene Ontology annotation, molecular function: ATP binding; kinase activity. The record is from RefSeq and is a predicted model, not a curated record. Gene Ontology annotation, cellular component: cytoplasm. The transcript is spliced from 7 exons. Lineage: Eukaryota; Metazoa; Arthropoda; Insecta; Coleoptera; Nitidulidae. Bases 105 to 1784 code for a protein of 559 amino acids.